Messenger RNA from Seminavis robusta, 1461 nucleotides. Lineage: Eukaryota; Bacillariophyta; Bacillariophyceae; Naviculales; Naviculaceae. The record is from the annotation of a GenBank genome assembly.
AUGGCCAUGGAGACUGUUGAUGGUUUGAAUCACCCUGCUGCGCACAACGCCAAGGAUCUACAAGGCUCGACUCAGCACACCAGCACCACGAUGCUAGAAAGCCGUCUCUCGCGUCUUCGUGAUAAUUGCCGAAAGUCCUCUCGACGCAAGUCCAAGCGCACGUACGUCAAGCAUAAUUACGAUGACCACUAUUUUGAUCCCAUCAUUGAUCCUAUCGAGGAAGAAACGGAACGUGACGAGUCAAGUCGUCGAGGUCCCCGAGGAGGGGUUGUGGAGCCAUUUCCUGAAAGAUUGUACAAAAUGCUCAGGGAUGCGGAGCCCGACAAGUUUGAAAAUGUUGUUUCAUGGCAACCACAUGGCCGCUGCUUCAUUGUCCACGAUCCAAAGGCAUUUGUGGAAGAGAUCAUGCCAAAAUACUUUCGUCAAAGCAAGCUUACCUCCUUUCAGCGGCAGGUGAAUCUCUAUGGCUUCCGUCGGCUCACGGCUGGAACGGAUCGCGGCGGGUACUACCACCAGCUCUUCCUUCGCGGCCGUCCCGAUCUUCACAGAAGAAUGGUCCGAAUGCGAGUAAAGGGCACCGGUUGCAAAUCAGCCGCGUCGCCUGCUACGGAACCGAAUUUCUACGGCUACGAGACCUGCAAGGAAAAUGACCCAAGGAUCGAUGCUUUGAAGGUUGCAAUUCCUGCCAUUCCUUCAUCAGUUCAUGGCGAAGAGCCCAGCCCAAACCAGAGUACUGAGGAAGUCCAAAGUCCUGAAACUGUCUCCAUGAUGCCAACGACGGAAAUCUCUGCUGCCAACUGCCAACCUCGUUUUUCAAAUCAUGUGGCCGAGUACAAUCCUUCUCACGAGGUUGCCAGCAUCGAUCAUCAUAUGCACGGCUCCAUGACGAUGCGACUCUUGCCAGUGACUUCCACGGACAAGCUGCACCCCAAGACAUUGAUGCCGGAUGAACAGGUCUCUUCCUUGAUUCAAAACGAGUUGGCUCCCUGUCAAAGUCAAUGCAGUAGCCGUGUCCCUCCUGGUAGCAAUGACGGUAUUCUCCGUCCAUUGGCUGCUCCUCGUAUGCUGCCACGCUUCCCUGGGCUUGGUUUCGGAUCAAUGCUUCAAGGACAAAAGGAAGUGGAUGAAACUCCUGGCAGUGGACAGAACGCUGGAUUCCUGUGUCAUUUUGGCUUGCCCUCAGAAGAGCACUGCCGCAACGAGAAACAGAGUUUGGCUGUGCCUGUCCUAGAUUCUAUGCUGUUGGAUGCUCCAGCCUCCAUGGAAGAGGUGCCUCAGGACGAUUCCUUUCAAGACCAAAUCAGACGCCUGCUACAAGAUCCAUACCAGCACUUUGAAAGUGUUGAUGGCAAUGUGCACACUUCCGAGCAUAUGGAUGGGUUCGAGGAAUGGCAAUUGGAUCCGCUUUUCAUUCAAGGAGAGUUGGUCGAGGUGGGCUGCGCAGGGCCCAGGUUCACUUGA